Amoebophrya sp. A25 is the source of this 1557-nucleotide messenger RNA. The record is from the annotation of a GenBank genome assembly. NCBI's taxonomy places the organism in Eukaryota, Dinophyceae, Syndiniales, Amoebophryaceae.
CCUGUUGUACAGUAGAGGGAAGCCUCCACUGUUGGAAAAUAUGGGCGGAUGAGGAGCGCGCUUACUGCUAUUUGACGCAAAAGUACGCGUCCGGGUCCGCGGCAGCCCUUGGGAUAUAUAGUUAUGACUGCCAGGACUGGCUAUACGAGACAGGCUUUGUUACCCAUUUUUAGAGGAAAGGACUUUACUACUCAUUUGAACCACAAAAAUGUUCUGAAGGACACUAACAUGCUUGAGGUCGUUAGAGAAAGUGUCAUCGAACGACUUUCGAACGACUUUAGCAUUCAUUUGAAUUCGAUGAUCUACCUUUUGUAGGAGCUCCUGUAGUAAUUGUUCUUCUUAGUUAUGACUCUUGUUACCAGGACUUGCUAUACGAGACAGACUUUGUUACCAGGUCGUAGGAAUGGCACAGAUACAGGUCUCGCCUUACCAGGAUGUCGUGGGGAACAGGCUUUUUAGCUGAGCUUUGGUAGUUACUGUGGUGACUCACUACGAUAGACAUAUUAUGUCUCUGUGGAUAAUUAGAAACAUCACACACUAGUGUAACCGUUUGUUGCUGAUUUUUCUAAUCUCUUCCGACUCCACCCACAUGCAGUGGUCUUGCAUUAUGUUCGCCAUUGUCGCUUUGGGUUUGCUCGGACAAGAAUUCAGCUCAUUGCCUCUUGGAAAAACCACAAGAUGGGCCAAAAUAUACGAAUGGCGUUUCGUCUUCUAGGAUAAAGCAGAGAGGUGGAGGUGCUAAAGCAGUUGUUGUUGAUGUUCUUACGGCGGGUGCUAGUGAAAUAAGUAGGUCAAAGUCAAUAUUAGAUAAGAUGGAACUUCUCGACUGAAAAAAACAUAUUUAUACAGCGUCCGUGGUUUUCUUUCUCUAAGAUGGACUCCAUCUUCUUUCUCUAAAAUAAUCCAUCUCCUUUCUCUAGAUGAGUACAACAGGAGCUACCAACUUUUAAGGGUAGAAGGUUAACGGUGUUCGCGUUGCCGUUUGCUUUGCCUCUCCUAAGGGAGAAAAGCAUAACAGACAACGGCUACAAACGCCAAAAUCCUGCCGCUAAGCCAAGUUCAACCUUAUCAUCUCCGGCGUCAUCAUGCCAGCACCAGUCUCCAGUUGUGUUGCAAGUGCGUGUGAAGAGCCAAGAGGCGCCUCCUCGAGGAUCAACCUGGGCUGGACUACACACUGCACCAUGCGACACCUACGCAGUACACAGUACUCUUGAUUCGUGCACGCCAGCAGCUCCAGGUCGUGGAGUGGUUUUGGUGGUUCGUCACACAACAGAAAGGCGCAUCGUAGCCCAUUUUGAGGAAGCAGAGACAGGACUGACGUAUUCUGGUGCCACGGUGGCGACAUUCGGCAAAAGCCAAGUGGGAGCCAAGUUUGGAACCGCCGCCAGUCUGUCACCAGACGGCAAAAUCUACGCAGUCGACUCUCCAACUUUCGGCGUAUUGCUCUUUGGGAUACACGCCCACAAUCAGGAAACAAGUGCAGGUGGACCGAUGAUUGAACCCACAAUUUAGGACUACUUGUCGCGCUUUGUGUUACUAUUACUUAGCAUAGCUCAU